This is a messenger RNA of Cercopithifilaria johnstoni, 1284 nucleotides long. Lineage: Eukaryota; Metazoa; Nematoda; Chromadorea; Rhabditida; Onchocercidae. The record is from the annotation of a GenBank genome assembly.
AUGAGUGCGAAGAUGCGUUUCUCGAUGGAAUCAAUAUUAUGCGGUCAAAUCGACAACAAUGGUGCUACAGGGCGCAAACGUCCACAUGAAAAUUGCAACAAAGAUGCAUGUGUUAGUAGCACAAAUAAAUGCAAAGAAUUAAACAGUGAAAUUUUGAGAGCAAGUGAAAGUCCCGAUCGACCGGAAAGUUCUUCAUUAAACAACUCUAACAAUAAUGUAACAACGCCUGUUCAAGGUUCAAGUUCACGAUCAUCAUCGCAUUUAAUCGACAGCAGCUUUUUUCCGGAAGAGCAUAUGAGCAAUAAAAUCGAUAUUCAUCAGGCUAGUUGUAGUACAAAAUAUACGAGAUAUUCUAAAUCAGCAAAUCAAGAAGGAAUUACCAGUAGCAGAAAUGCUAAUAAUGAUGAGAAAAUUGGUAUCAUCAGACCUUCUAAAUCGGAAGGUUCAGUUUCACCAAAAUGGUCAACUAAUUUUGUUAAAGAUAUUAACCGACCUGGUUCAAGUUUGGAAAUGUAUCAUGAACCGUAUAGUUUUAGUUCAGAUGAUGAGGGUCAGUGCGAUGAUAAUUCGAGGCAGACCAGCAAGCACAGCAGUAAUCGAAGCAAAUCUAACGCAACUAAACCAGCUUACUCAUACAUUGCCUUGAUCGCAAUGGCUAUUCUGAAUAGCCCGAAUAAAAAAUUAACUUUGUCGCAAAUAUGCGACUUCAUUAUUAACCGAUUUCAGUAUUAUCGGGAAAAAUUUCCGGCAUGGCAGAAUUCAAUCAGGCAUAAUCUGAGUCUAAAUGAUUGUUUCAUCAAGAUCCCACGAGAACCAGGAAAUCCCGGGAAAGGAAAUUACUGGGCAUUAGAUCCGAAAGCUGAGGAUAUGUUCGAUAAUGGAUCAUUCCUGAGGCGUCGCAAAAGAUUCAAGCGCCAACAACCAGAGCCGGAUUAUCAAUCAGUUACUUAUCCGGGAACACCGUUUUUACCACCAGGACCACCUUUUCUACCUCCUACAUUCCUUGGAACUCCUGGUGUCUCACCACUUCAUCGAUUAACACCUAUUAGGCCGGCUCCGUCGUUACCAUUUCCAUCACUUGUGCCUCGUUUAUCUGAAGGUUUUCCACCUCGAAUUUCUGUCGCUAAUCCACGAACACCAUCAGCUACGCAUACACCCUCACCUUUUCCAUGCAUUCCCACGGGUAUUUCACCAACUGCCGAUCAUCAAAAAUUACUUGCCACAAUAGCUGCAAAAGUUAUCGAAUCAUCACAAAGCGAUAAUAACGCUACAACUUAUAAGUAA